Molecule: messenger RNA, 2956 nt
Organism: Zea mays
Lineage: Eukaryota; Viridiplantae; Streptophyta; Magnoliopsida; Poales; Poaceae
Exons: 10
Coding region: 339-2549 (736 amino acids)
Biological process (GO): regulation of DNA-templated transcription; response to hormone
Cellular component (GO): nucleus
Molecular function (GO): DNA binding
Source: RefSeq, a predicted model, not a curated record
UGCAGGGGCAGGGAAACAAAACCACUGCGGCUUUAUCCGCCACCAGCGGCAGGAGCGGGCAAUAUUUCAAAGGCCGUAGCCCCGUAUAGGCCUGCCUCUCGUCUGCGCCCUACUCCCCACCACUUCCCUCCCUUCCCCGCCUACAAGCAAGCCGCCCCAGCCAUUCAUGGCCAUCACCACCACCAUGUGUCGCCGCCACUCCACCUCCACCUCCCACCCACUCCUCUCACCGCACCACUAAACCCGCCUCCCUCGCUCCUCACCCGCUCCCUGUCCGUCCAUCCAUCGCCUCGCCGCCGCUCUGCUGCCGUUUGCUCCAGCUGCGGCCGACGGGGGCCAUGGCGGGCAUCGACCUCAACACCGUGGAGGAGGAGGACGAGGAGGAGGCGGAGGCGCUGCCUUUGCCCGGACCCGGUGGCCGUGGCGCCGUGUGCCUGGAGCUGUGGCACGCGUGCGCGGGCCCCGUCCCGCCGCUGCCGCGGAAGGGCAGCGCCGUCGUGUACCUGCCGCAGGGCCACCUCGAGCACAUCGGCGGCGACGCGGCGCGAGGAGCAGCAGCUUCGGCGGUGCCGCCGCACGUGCUCUGCCGCGUCGUCGACGUCACCCUCCACGUGAGCUCGUGCGGCGCGCGCGCGCGCGAGCGCAAUGUGCUCGAGCUAUUGGCUGACAAGAGAAACCUGCCCUGUUCCGUGCAGGCGGACGGCGCGACAGACGAGGUGUACGCGCGGGUGUCGCUGCUGCCCGAGGACGAGGACGCGGAGAAGCGGGCGCAGGCGCAGGCGCGGGUCCGGGAGGACGAGGACCGCCGCGACGGCGAGGACGGCGGCGCCAUGAGGCCGCUCGCACGGACGCCGCACAUGUUCUGCAAGACGCUCACGGCAUCCGAUACCAGCACGCACGGCGGUUUCUCAGUGCCGCGCCGCGCCGCCGAGGACUGCUUCCCGCCGCUGGACUACAGCCAGCAGAGGCCGUCUCAGGAGCUCGUGGCCAAGGAUCUACACGGCACGGAGUGGAAGUUCCGGCAUAUCUAUCGAGGUCAGCCACGAAGGCAUCUCUUAACCACUGGAUGGAGUGCAUUUGUUAAUAGGAAGAAGCUCAUUUCUGGAGAUGCAGUUCUCUUCCUUCGAGGCGAAGAUGGAGUGCUUCGACUGGGAGUGCGCCGAGCAGCCCAGCUAAAAAUUGUAACUCCUAUUCCUGCACCUCAUAACCAGUGCUCAAGUAAUAGCAAUCUUGGAAACGUUGCACAAGCUGUGGCCACGAAGACUGUUUUCCACAUCUACUACAAUCCCAGGUUAACUCAAUCUGAAUUCAUUGUACCCUAUUGGAAGUUCACAAGAAGCUUCAAUCAACCAAUUUCUGUUGGAAUGAGGUGCAGAAUGCGAUAUGAAAGUGACGAUGCUUCUGAAAGAAGGUGCACUGGUAUAAUAAUUGGAAGCAGAGAAGCUGAUCCUAUAUGGUAUGGUUCGAAAUGGAAAUGCUUGGUGGUUAGAUGGGAUGAUGGUAUAGAGUGCCGUUGGCCCAAUAGGGUAUCUCCUUGGGAGAUUGAGCUCACAGGAUCUGUUUCAGGAUCUCAAAUGUGCGCUCCCAGUUCAAAACGUCUGAAACCAUGCCUCCCCCAAGUUAAUCCGGAGAUUGUGCUUCCAAAUGGAAGUGUUUCUUCAGAUUUUGCGGGAUCUGCCAGAUUCCACAAGGUCUUGCAAGGUCAAGAAUUGUUGGGUUUCAAAACCCAUGAUGGUCCUGCUAUUUCUGCUUCUCAGGCAACUGAAGCAAGAAAUUUGCAGUACAGUGAUGAACGGAGUAACAAUAACUUAGGGAUCCCAAGACUUGGUGUUAGGUCUCCAACUGGAAUCCCUGGGUUUCCCUACCAUUGCUCAGGCUUUGGGGAAUCUCAAAGAUUCCAAAAGGUCUUGCAAGGUCAAGAAGUGUUUCAUCCUUUCCGAGGAGGAUGUUUGGCUGAUGGCCAUAUAAGAACUGCUGGCAUGUAUCAACCUGACGGUAGGCAUGUAUCUGGUGCAGCUUAUAAAUGGUCUGCACCACAAGGGUAUGAUUUCCCACAGCCAGCAAAACCGGUUUUUCUGUUGCAAGAAUCAUCCCCAUCAUCUGUGAUGAUGUUUCCACAAACUAGAUCUAAGAUAACUCACUUGGAAUAUGAGUACUCAAGACAUGAGGAUGGUAGACUUGAUAGGACUGUUCCUACUCAAGACAUGGGAAGAAGCAAUCAAACAUUAUCUCUUUGGCCUCAUCUUGUUUCAGGCGAAGCAAUAGAAGAAUGUACUGGAACUGUGAAUAUGCACUCCCCCGUCAGUGGUGCAGAGCAUGAAUCAAACAAUGAGAGUACAGUUGAAAAUGGCUGCAAAAUCUUUGGUAUCUCAUUGGCUGAAAAGAUCCGAUCAUGCGAUGAAGCAGACUCUUGUAGUGCAAAAUGUAAUUCUCGGCUCCAGCCUUUGAAGUCACAAAUGCCAAAAUCGCUAGGCAGCUGUUGGGCCACUGUUCACGAGCAAAGGCCUGUUGUUGGCAGGGUGGUUGACGUCUCGGCGACAGAUAUGUGAUCUGAUCCACAUGGCAUAUCCUUGUAGAAUAUGCAGGAAGGACUACCGAGUGCAACUUUCAUGGCCUGAACCACAUCCUGGAUGAAAGAUUGCUGAAGGUGACCUUAUGAUUCUUGAAACAGGGAUGUUUGACAAAUUUGUAAUGUACUUUUGGGCUUUAAGUAUCUUAUUAUCUUAAGCUACCUAGUAAUCAGCACUUGUACCUUAAGGUGUGCGUUAUGGCAAGUUCUUUUAGAGGGCUUGUUUGGACUAGCACCAUCUCCCAAGUACUCGUUGCAUUGUUUCUUUGCCCCGGGAAACAAGUCCGUUUUGGAAGUUCGGCUCCAGUCCUGUUGGUACCAUUUGUUGCAUCGUGUGUGCUUGUACAAUUGCACAUCUCAAGCGGUAAAGCAUGAUUUGACCAGCUA